Raphanus sativus (radish) is the source of this 1024-nucleotide messenger RNA. Its product is annotated as BTB/POZ domain-containing protein At1g01640. NCBI's taxonomy places the organism in Eukaryota, Viridiplantae, Streptophyta, Magnoliopsida, Brassicales, Brassicaceae. The record is from RefSeq and is a predicted model, not a curated record. The transcript is spliced from 3 exons. Bases 204 to 857 code for a protein of 217 amino acids. Gene Ontology annotation, molecular function: protein binding.
AAGAGAAAUAGUCUCUCUCUCUCUCUCUCUCUCUGUGUGGCUACUUUAAUAAAAGCUCUCUCUGGGAUCAUCGUACUGAAGAAGUCAAGUCUCUCAGCUGUGAAGAAAAACACAUAACUCUGGUGUGUUCUUCUGAUCGAAGAAGGAGAAGCAGACGACGAUCUCGCUACUCUGCCUGUCUGGAAGGAGGAGUUAAAGAAGAAAUGUCAGAAGGAGCAGCAGCAAAAAAGGCGGCAUUCCUAGGGGCACUCGUUGUCUCAUUCAAGGAGAAAAUCCACACUGAUCUUCUCGUUCAUCCUGGUGCUGAUCAUCAUCAUCAUCAUCAUCAUGCUCUCCCCAUCCCUACCCACAAGGCCCUCCUCUCGUCAAGAUCUAAGGUCUUCAGGAACAUGCUAGACUCCGAUGAAUGCAAGGCCUCUGCCGAGGAUUCUAUCACUCUCCCCGAUUUGAACUACGAUGAGCUCAACUCUCUUCUCGAGUUCCUCUACUCGGGCAACUUACUUGCUCCUUACAACCAGUACCGAGCCCUCUACCUUGCUGCCGACAAAUACGACAUUCCUUAUCUCCAAGACGUUUGCCGCGACCAUUUCAUCGCUUCUCUCACCUCCAGGAACGUCCUUGACGUCCUGGAGCUCGCCAGCAUUCCUUCCGACACCAUCUUGAAAUCCGCUGCGAUCAACCAUGUGGUUAAACAUAUGGAGGAAGUGGUGGUUCCCAUGAAAUACGAGACUUUUGUGCAGAGGAACCCCAGUCUUGGCGUUGAGAUCACCAGAGCUUAUCUUAGAGAGACCAAAGCUCUAGCCAAAGACAACAACCGAUCAACUGCUUCUAUUCGCCCUCACUCUCGCAUGUACUGAUGAUCAACCCAAACACCUUGCCAAAUCUGAUGAUUAUGCCUUCCUUCCUCUUCUUCUUUGAGUGUGAGAAAACUUGAAAAGACUUGUUCUAUGGAUUUUAUCUCAAGGUGUUGGUUGAUGCCCAUAGACAUAUAUAUAUAUAUAUAUAUUCUCUUGCAUUAAUCAAA